AUGCCGGUGUUUAUUAAUAAUAAGGAUCAACCGGCCGAUGACUACACCCCUAUCUCCAGGCGGGAGUUUGUUAUGAAGCUCAUGGGCUCAACAACUGACAAAGAGCUUCGGUGUCAGGGCGUGAAUUUCACAAAUGCAGAUUUUUCAAAACUUGAUCUUCGUGGCAUAAACUUCAAGUACGCAAUCUUGAGGAACGCAAAUCUGAGUAAUGCAAACUUGUCGUUCUGCAACUUUGAGCGCGCUGAUCUGUCACAUGCUGUGAUUGAUUCUGCCAAUCUUCUUGGUGUAAAGAUGUUAUGUGCAAUCAUGGAUGGAACAUCAUUAAAGAGCUGCAACUUUGAAGACCCUGCAGGACAGCGUGCGAAUAUGGAGGGGGCCAUGAUGAAAGGCGUCAAUCUGGAGGGAAGUCACAUGGCCGGCGUGAAUCUACGUGUGGCCAAUCUGAAGAACGCAAACCUGCAGAACUGUGAUCUUCGAGGAGCAGUUUUAGCUGGAGCUGACCUUGAGAAUUGUAACCUCUCGGGAUGUGAUCUACAAGAAGCCAACCUGAGAGGCGCCAAUCUGAAGGGGGCCGCGUUUGAGCUGAUGUUGAACCCCCUGCAUAUGGCGCAGGCUGUCAGAUGAAUGUAGUCUUAUAUUGUGUGAUUUUGUUGCAUAAUAUAAGUCUUGUUUUGGGACAAUGGGGCUUAAUGUAUGUGCUUAGUGUCGUACCACAAGCAAAUCAGGGACGAAACUUUCCGACUAAACUGGAUUUUUGUUUAGAACAAACUUUCUUCAAACAAAAAAUGACAUAAAAGUGGAAAGUGUAUCCAUUCAUGUCUGUGCGAACUGCACAGGCUAAUGUGGGACGACACUUAAUGCAUAUUCCUUAAGCCCUGUUUUCCCUGAACGAGGCUCAUUUUAUUUAUUUUUCAAUCUUAGACCAACACAUGAAUAUGAACUAAGAAAGUUUAAUAAAGUAGAUAUGUUUUAAUAAGCAGAUAAUGUAUUCAUAAAUUAAUUUGUGUGAACUUUAAUGAAAUUUAUAAUAAGCAAGUUAUUCUAAGCACUAUGUCAAUACUGAAUCGUUUUGUGGCAUACUUUGCAUCUUGUUUUGUGGGAAAACAGGGCUUAACAAAUGUGCAUAAAUUGUCAUCCCAGAUGAGUCUGUGCAGUGAAAUCAGGCUAAUCAGGGAUGAUACUUUUAGCCCAAACUGGAUGUUUGUUUGGAAGAGACUUCUUUUAAAACGAAAAUAUCUUUAAAAGUGGAAAGUGUCAUCCCUGAUUAACCUGUAUUAACUUUACAUGCUAAUCUGAGAACAAUUCUGAAAGUACGUGCCGUACGUUAUUAGCUCGGCUGUUUUUGGAGAAAACCCGAGGUAUUGUCAUAGCCAGCCCGACGUCCGACGUCCGCAUCGUGCUAAAACCUUAACAUUUUGUUGAGGUUUUGAACAUUGGCUCUAAAAUGAAAGUGCUUAUACCUACAACUUUGAAACUUCACAUGUAGCUACACCUUGAUGAGUUCUACACGCCACACCCAUUUUUGGGUCUCUAGGUCAAAGGUCAAGGUCACUGUGACCUCUAAAAAAAAAAAAAGAAAUUCUGACAAGCUUUCGCAGCCAAGCGUGGCACCCGUUAUGCGGUGCUCUUGUUAGCUCAUCUAUUUUUUGAAAAAAAACUUACUUACCAUCAUGAGAGGACUGGGUAGGCAAAGUUAAAUAACUCUGGCGUGCAAUUUGACAGAAUUAUGUGCCCUUUUUAUACUUAGAAAAUUGAAAAUUUUGGUUAAGUUUUGCGUUUAGGUCCACUUUUCUCAGAAAGUAUCAAUGCUAUUGCAUUCAAACUUGGAACACUUACUUACUAUCAUGAGGGGACUGGGCAGGCAAAGUUAGAUAACUCUGGCGUGCAUUUUGACAGAAUUAUGUGCCCUUUUUAUACUUAGAAAAUUGAAAAUAUUGGUUAAGUUUUGUGUUUAGGUCCAUUUUAUUCCGUAAGUAUCAAAGCUAUUGCUUUCAUACUUGCAACACUUACUAACUAUCAUAAGGGGACUGGGCAGGCAAAGUAAUGUAACUCUGACUAGCAUUUUGACAGAAUUAUGGGCCCUUUUUAUACUUAGAAAAUUGAAAAUUUGGUUAAGUUUUGUGUUUAGGUCCACUUUAUUCCUACAGUAUCAAAGCUAUUGCUUUCAUACUUGCAACACUUAUUAACUAUCAUAAGGGGACUGUGCAGGCAAAGUUAUGUAACUCUGACUGGCAUUUGGGCAGAAUUAUGGGCCCUUUAUACUUAGAAAAUUGAAAAUUUGGUUAAGUUUUGUGUUUUGGUCCACUUUACCCCUAAAGUAUCAUAGAUAUUGCUUUCAUACUUGGAACACUUGCAAACUAUCAUAAGGGUACAGUAAAAGGACAAGUUGCAUAACUCUAGUUGUCAUUUUUACGGAAUUAUGGCCCUUUUUUGACCCACUUUACUUCUUAACUAUCAAGGCUAUUGCUUUCAAACUUCAAAUACUUUCAUGCUAUCAUGAGGUUACUGUACCUGGCAAGUUGAAUUUUACCUUGACCUUUGAAUGACCUUGACUGUCAAUGUCAAAUUAUUAAAUGUUGCUUAAAUUGCCAUAACUUCUUUAUUUAUG
Molecule: messenger RNA, 2608 nt
Organism: Dreissena polymorpha
Lineage: Eukaryota; Metazoa; Mollusca; Bivalvia; Myida; Dreissenidae
Product: BTB/POZ domain-containing protein KCTD9-like
Exons: 6
Coding region: 1-624 (207 amino acids)
Source: RefSeq, a predicted model, not a curated record